AUGGGCUGCUUCCCAAGCAAACAGGAUGAUGGCAGAGCGCUGGCACGCUCCUCCCGUGGACCCAUCUCCCACCAAACACAAAUACCCAUACAAUCCCUUCACGACGCCGAUACGGAAAGCGUCGUCUUCACUGCCGGACGCCCGUCGUUCGGAUUCACCACGAUGCCCCAUAGCGCUACUAUAGCAGCCGCACCGCCUCGAAAGAGUCUCGGUGCCCAGCCCGGGAAGACCAGACCGAUGCUCCCCGCACAUCUCCAACUCAACCCCAAUCCACCCAGCUCGCCCACAGGAUUCGGCCAAAUGCAACAAAUCGACUUGAACGGCCGGCCGUCGUUAAGCAGGACGAGGCCAUUCGGUCCUACCCCGGCUAGUGCAGGCGCCACCAUGGGUGCGGGUGCUAAGCCGAAGGUGUCGUUUGCGGCACAGAUGUUGCUGAAGGAAAGGGAGCGAGAGAUGAUGUGGGAGAGCAACGGCGCGUCGGGAGGCGCUGCUCCCCCGAUGACCGCCCCGCCCACACGGGAGACGUUUGGGCGGUAA
Pleurotus ostreatus (oyster mushroom) is the source of this 537-nucleotide messenger RNA. RefSeq lists its product as uncharacterized. Bases 1 to 537 code for a protein of 178 amino acids. The record is from RefSeq and is a predicted model, not a curated record. Lineage: Eukaryota; Fungi; Basidiomycota; Agaricomycetes; Agaricales; Pleurotaceae. The transcript has a single exon.